This is a messenger RNA of Sinocyclocheilus anshuiensis, 663 nucleotides long. RefSeq names its product probable tRNA N6-adenosine threonylcarbamoyltransferase. The coding region runs from base 45 to 506 and encodes 153 amino acids. The transcript has 7 exons. Gene Ontology annotation, cellular component: cytoplasm; EKC/KEOPS complex. Lineage: Eukaryota; Metazoa; Chordata; Actinopteri; Cypriniformes; Cyprinidae. The record is from RefSeq and is a predicted model, not a curated record.
CACAGAUAUCAAAUGAUCCCAGUCCUGGUUACAACAUUGAACAGAUGGCAAAGAAGGGCACCAAGUAUAUAGAUCUGCCAUAUACAGUGAAGGGUAUGGAUGUGUCAUUUUCUGGGAUUUUGUCCUAUAUAGAGGAUGCUGCUCACAAACUGUUGAGUACAGGUCAAUGUAUGCCUGAGGAUUUGUGUUUCUCCCUACAAGAGACUGUGUUCGCUAUGCUGGUGGAGAUCACAGAAAGAGCCAUGGCUCACUGUGGCUCUCAGGAGGUUCUGAUCGUCGGUGGAGUCGGCUGUAACCUGCGACUGCAGGAGAUGAUGGGGGUCAUGUGUAAGGAGAGAAGUGCUCGACUUUUUGCCACAGAUGAGAGAUUUUGUAUAGACAAUGGAGCAAUGAUCGCACAGGCCGGAUGGGAAAUGUUCCGCUCGGGUCACGUCACAGAGCUUUCAGACUCCUGGAUUACACAAAGGUACAGAACAGAUGAAGUGGAGGUCACAUGGCGGGACUGAUGUUUGGAUUUGGUUAUUAAGGAAUUUCAGUGGCACUAAAUGUCAAGUUGUACUCCUUGAUCACAUUAUACAGCCUCAUGAAAUAUUCAGUUUCAUAUCCCAGUUAAAGGCAGAAUUGUCUAAUAUUUUUGUAAAAACACUGAAUAAAAAAUACCUA